This is a messenger RNA of Stegostoma tigrinum, 10009 nucleotides long. It is a transcript of the gene st18, whose product is annotated as ST18 C2H2C-type zinc finger transcription factor. Bases 335 to 3499 code for a protein of 1054 amino acids. Gene Ontology annotation, biological process: regulation of transcription by RNA polymerase II. Gene Ontology annotation, cellular component: nucleus. The record is from RefSeq and is a predicted model, not a curated record. NCBI's taxonomy places the organism in Eukaryota, Metazoa, Chordata, Chondrichthyes, Orectolobiformes, Stegostomatidae. Gene Ontology annotation, molecular function: DNA-binding transcription factor activity, RNA polymerase II-specific; RNA polymerase II cis-regulatory region sequence-specific DNA binding; zinc ion binding. The transcript has 24 exons.
CAGCAAGUUUGUUUCAACAUUUCCGGCUGAAGCUUUUAUAUUGGAAGGCAAGUUUUACUAAUGCGUUUCACUUUUAACUUGAAUGAGAAAAUAAAGGUAGCAAUGAAAACUGUGGAUCAGAGCAUUGUGGUGGUGAGAGCAGUUAAAAAUCACAAGACCAGCAUGAGAAAAGAAUGAAGUGUUGAGAUCCUAUUGGGUAGAGGAGGAAGACAAGUCCUCUGGUAAAGAGAAUGAAUUUCAGGAUUGCCUGUUAAGGCAGUCAUUGGUACGUGGAUACAGUGAAAAGCUUGGACACUGUGAAGCACCAGAUAAUUGUAACAACAUAUCGACAAAGAUGGAUACAGACAGUGAGGAAAAGAGACUCCGCACACGCUCUAAAGGAUCUCGGGUUCCAGUGGAGCCUAUGGCACAGGAGCUGAGUUUACAUAAUUGUUCUAUGGCCAAAAAGAGAAAGAUGCAAGAACAGAAAUUUGGAGCAUCGGUAAACAAGAGAAAAUCCCUGCUGAUGAAACCCCGUCACUAUACUCCAAGCAAGGACUGUGAAGAAGAAAGCAAAGCGGGUAAAGUCUGUGAUGAGAUUCUAACACGCUUAGAUGAAAUGGAAAACAACAGACACUUUUUAGAAAACAAAAUUCUGCAAUCAGCACAUGAAAAUCUCCAUAUGGACCUCCCAGAAAAAGAUACCAACAAUAACAGUGAUGAUUUUAACAGCUAUCAGGAGUUGGUAGCUAAAUCACUUCAGGAUCUGGGAAAAAUAGCAGAAGAUGCAGCAAUACAGAGAUCCACUGAAAAUAAUUUAAAUGACAGUGGGGUACAAUCAUUGGAGGGGGAAAGUGAUGCAGAUGAAAGUCAUGCAUCUAUAGUUUUCACUAAAGAUAAGUCGCAUGAAUGUGAGAAAGAAGUGAUAUUACAUUAUUCUCGUGGAGUAAAGAAUCAAAUGCUUUCUGAAGAUUUUUAUGAGAACAGUGAGCAACCCCAAGAUUUAAGAAAACCAUCUAACAUAAAACCCUUUGCAGCCCAAAAUUAUAACCUAGGCUGUAAAUCAACAGACAAAGAAAGAGGAAAGGAAAUUGAAAUGAUAGAAGUCAUCUCACAGGAGAUCGCCUACCAGAACAGUGUUAACAAUAUUGGAGAAGCACAAAAUUCAAAACUGGACAUUCCUGUCAAUAAAAUGGGGUCUCCAAAGACUGAUGAUGACUGCACAUCUCAGAUAUCUUCAACCACUGAAGGUACAGAAGAUUUUGACACAGGAAAGGGCAACCUAAGACUUCUGGAACAAGCUAUUGCUCUGCAGGCAGAGCAGGGAUAUAUCAUAAAGGGAACACACAAGAGAGAUGAAAGGAUCUUACUCGGCAAGCUCACUGCAGAGAGGCAACAUUGCAAAAUCAUUGACACGGGCAUCAGAAAGAAUUACUCUAGCAGAGAUUCUAUUAGAUCUGACAAAAAAGAAUCAAAGUGUCCAACUCCAGGCUGUGAUGGCAGUGGUCACAUUACUGGGCUGUAUCCUCAUCACCGGAGUAUUUCAGGCUGUCCUCACAAAAUGAGAGUUCCACCAGAUAUCCUUGCUAUGCAUGAGAAUGUGCUCAGGUGUCCAACCCCAGGCUGUACAGGAAGAGGGCAUGUGAAUAGCAAUCGUAAUUCCCACCGAAGUCUCUCUGGUUGCCCAAUUGCUGCAGCAGAGAAAUUGACUAAGUGCCAAGACAAGCAGAAUGAGCACUCAAGGGUUGGACAAAGCCCAGAACAAAUACUCAGGCCAAUUUGUCUGGUGAAACAAAUGGAGAUUUCUCAGUCUAGUUAUGGAUCCACACAACCCAUCAUCACAUCCCAUACUAACAUACCAAAGGAGCUGGACAAAUAUACUAAGGCUCCAUUUGAUUAUGCCAGCUUUGAUGCACAAGUAUUUGGAAAGCACACAUUAACAUCAAAAGUUCCAGAACGGGAAGCUGUUCAAUUUUCUGAAUCCAAACAUUUUUCAGGUCCAAUGACUUCUAAUCAACUAUCUAGUACCUCUGCACAAAGCCCAUGCCAGUCCAAUAUCUACAGUUACGGUCAUGACACUGAAACAACUCAUAUAGCAGCUGCGGCUAUCCUCAACCUAUCCACACGUUGCAGAGAGAUACCAGAGAACCUCUCCACAAAAGUACAAGAUUUGUCAACUAAGAACAUAGACAUAGAAGUGGAUGAAAAUGGAACCCUUGAUUUAAGCAUGAACAAGAAUAGGAACCGGGACAAAGUUGCCACUCUCAUCUCUGCAGCAAGUACACCGGAACCUCCCCUCUCUUACCUAAACAGUAUCUUGAUAACUCCUCAGUACUACCAAGCAUUGUGCAAGCAAGAAGGAUGGGACACACCCGUCAACUACACUAAAGCACAGAUACAUAACGAAGAAGAGAAAGAGAAAGAAGACAUCGGCCCAGAGGAAGGUAUGGAAGAAAGGAAAUACCCUGGUGAGGUUACUGUUGCAAGUUCACAGUCCAAAGUUCUGAACAAAGAUUCAAAGAAAGAGCUCAUAACUUGCCCAACCCCAGGAUGUGACGGUAGUGGCCAUGUUACUGGAAAUUAUGCAUCACACCGCAGUGUGUCUGGUUGUCCUUUGGCUGACAAGAGCCUUAAGAGUCUUAUGGCAGCCAGCUCCCAGGAAUUGAAGUGCCCAACACCUGGUUGUGAUGGCUCUGGUCAUGUGACUGGAAAUUAUGCUUCACACAGAAGCCUAUCCGGAUGCCCACGUGCAAAAAAAGGUGGAAUUAAACUGGCAUCCAGUAAGGAUGACAAAGAAGACCCAGAGUUGGUCAGGUGCCCAGUGAUAGGUUGUGAUGGGCAGGGUCACAUAUCUGGGAAGUACUCAUCACAUCGCAGUGCAUCAGGUUGCCCUUUAGCUGCAAAGAGACAAAAGGAAGCCUCUCUGAAUGGAUCCCAAUUCCCUUGGAAAUCUAGCAAAACAGAAGUUACAUCCUGCCCUACACCAGGCUGCGAUGGAUCUGGCCACAUUAAUGGCAGCUUUGUCACUCAUAGAAGUUUGUCAGGCUGUCCCCGAGCUUCCUUCGCACUGAAGAAAGGCAAACUGUCAGGUGAUGAAUUGAUGACCAUCAAGCUCAGGGCAAGUAGAGGAGCUGAAAAUGACGAGGAGAUCAAUCAUUUGGAUGAUGAGAUUAAGGAGCUGAAUGAAUCAAACUUAAAAAUGGAAGCAGAUAUGAUAAAGCUUCAAACACAGAUUACUUCCAUGGAGAGCAAUUUGAAAACAAUUGAGGAGGAGAAUAAACUAAUUGAGCAGCACAAUGAGAGUUUGUUAAAGGAGUUAGCUGGUCUGAGUCAGGCCCUUAUUAACAGCCUCGCUGACAUCCAACUCCCACAAAUGGAGCCAAUCAGCGAACAGAAUUUUGAUUUGUAUGUGAACACAUUGACUGACAUGUACAGCAGUUUGGAGAGGAAUUACACCCCAGAGAGCAAGGCCCUUCUGGAAAGCAUAAAACAAGCGGUAAAGGGUAUCCAGUCCAUGUAGGUCUGAUGCUGGGACAUUGACACUUUUAAAGCAAUUUGGAAGGGAUGAAGGCAUCUAGAUCACUGCACUGACUUCAGAUGCUUUCCUUUUUCACCAGUUUUUUAGAAAUAUAAUUUGAUGUAAAAAUGUGAUUGUUAUUUUAUAUAAAUUAUUAUUUAUUGUUUUUAAUUUAAGUUCCUUUUAGUUGUUUUAAUUAUGCAAAUCUUAUCAUAUUUGAAGAAAUUACUUUCUGGGAGAGGUUUAUAAAAUUAUUUCCAUAUGUAGGUUCUAGAAAAAAGUUGAGAACACUUUCUUUUAUAAGUGACUUCUAUUUGUGCUUGAAUGACAAAUAACUAAAAAAAAAUUGUCUUUUGUUAGUGUCAGAUUUUUUUUCAUUCUGGUCGUUUGUGUUCUGAUGCAUUUAUUUUCUUAUCACUGUUUUGCUAGAUAUAUGUAUAUAUUCGUUACUUUUUAUAUUGCAUUUUGUACAACCAACAAAGCAAUCAACUGUCAAAGGAUCACGCAAAAGACAAAGUGUAAUGUGAAACACUGCCCUCUAAUGGAAAUUUAAAGCAGUGCAUCUGUUUUGCAAAAUACUCAUUCUGAUAACAGUUCAUUACAGAUCCAAUCUGUAAAUCAGGGACUACUGUACAGUAACAGAGAAACAAAAAAACUAGAGAAAUCUCAACAAAUUGCUUAUACAAAAAUGUUUUUAUUGAUUUUUUUAAACUGUAAAAUGUCAGAUUUCUUGUACACUAUAUUACAUCAUAAUUUAGCUAAAACCUGCCUUUGUGUGUGAAUGGGUGUAGGUAUCACAUGCACACGCGAGCAUGUAUGUGUUCUUGUACCUGUGUGUGCUUGAAUGAGUCUAAGUGUGUACAUGUAUUUGUGUUUGAGACAGCAGCUAAUGACUAAAAGUGACUGAAAAUGUUUGCCUGUUAAGUUUGCAUAUUUGUUUGUUGCUAACGCACAGAAUGUAAUUUUUUAAUCAGUGGUGCUAGGUAAAAUGUUUGUUCUAAUGGCUAUGUUUUGUGCAUCUUUUUCCUUAAAUAUACUAAUUAAAGGGCUACUCUUGCGAUCUGACUGUUUUUUCAUACUCUAUACCAGGACUAUCCUCUUAUAUGUACUUUCUGUGGGUCGUAUCAUUAGAAUCUGAAUUAUUUUGUGUUCAGUGCAAAGAAAUUUGUGGCAUUUUUUGAAGAUGGUCACAUUAGUUCUUCAUUGGUUCUUCUCAAAGUCAUUACAUUUUCCAUGAGGGUUGAACCCCACCUAAUUUAAUAUAACUCCUUUAGUAUUAUUUAUUAUUAAUCAUGAAAUCAAACCUCUGAAAAUGUCCCAGAAGUAGCACUAAAAAUCUAUCUUUACAAUGGUAAUAACAAUCUCUUCAUUACAAUAAAAUAUUAUUAAAAGAGUUAUCAUUUCAUAUUUUCAGCACCAUGGUAUGAGAUAAAUAUAAUUUCACAGCUUGUCAUUUAUCUCCAUUAUUUUUAGUAUCCCAAACAGACAUUAGAUCUGUUGCAUGGUCGUUCUAGCACAUCCAGCUUGAAAAGGUUAUCACUAGAAAUGCCAUCACCGGCCGUACUGCUGAUUUUGAAGAUAAAUUAACCUGUUUAGCCUCUGCACCAUCUUCAGACACUUCUCUACAUUUUAAAGCCACGUGACUGGUGUAAAAAUUGCUCAAAUCUUUUCUGUCAACUGAAUUCUCUUUGGUGAAAAAUGUCAGUUACAUAUUAGAAUUAACUUAUUAAUAAAAUGGCACUAUUUAUGAUAGUAUUUGUAAUGGAACAGUCAUAACUUCACCAAAUUAGGAAGCUGUGCACAAACAAAUAAAAGAAGGCUGCAAAUGAGGACUGUCAGAGGUAACAUUAUGUUUGAGGCUUGGGGAUGAUGAGAAGAUAGCAAUAAUCAGGUAGGGAGAGAGGAAUGAAAAUUGACAGGUCAUGUUGGCGAUAUGGAAUGAACAUUAGUACUUGGGAUAGGGAACGCUUAUAUUUAUGACAAGGUGCAAGAGAGGUGGUGAUGAAUGCAGGAAAGCCAAAUGCUUCUGUUAAACACUGGGGAAAGUACUUCUACUAGUCUUGAUGCACAUGGGGUGUAGCCAAAGGUACCUUCUUAAACCAGCAGUUCCCAAAUGCCUUUUACUGCUGUGUUUCCCAAGCCCUGUAAAGAUGAGCUGGGAAUGUUAACUUUCAAUCAGGCUCCCAUUUUCAUGAUGGGAACCAGAUUUAAAUGCUUUACAGACGUCUUCCACGUUUCCGUAGUAGGGCACCAGCAUGUCUCAAAUAUAGUGCUGUGAGAAAGGCGACAUACAUGUACUCAAUAAGUCAGAGAUAAGUUUGUAGUUUUGUAGUCUUAGUUAAAGUUAAUAUUAAGGUCUACUAUUCUUAUCUAUUAGCUAUGUAUUACUAUAAAAUUAAUACCAGCGUUUAAACUUGAAGGGAGAUUUAUAACAGAUUAAACACUGGUAUUAGCAGUUGGUAAAGUAGAAAAUAUUGUUUAGGUGCAAUUUGUUUCAGCAUAAUAUAGGUACAAAUGAUUAUUUUCUGUUUCAGGGUGUUUUCUGCUACAAACCAGUUUUCCUUAGCAUUUUAUUCUGGGAACCUAAUAUAUUUUGUUUCAGAAUAUUGUCAUGGGUAGAGGGGGAAAUGGGAUGGAUUUAAGUUGGGAUUGUGUUUCCUCUCUUGAAAUGAGGUACCACGGUAUUGUUUGAUUUACUUCUUUUUUUUUUAAUCCCAUCCCUCAUUGAGGUGUUCCUGAUGUUUACAGAUCAUGGUGAUGUGUGGUGGUCCCAGGAUUGCUCAAACAUUAGGGUUUGGCUACAUAUAACACAACCUCUUUAUUUAAACAUGGAACUUUCAGCUGUAGAAGCUGUCUGUACAAUGGUGCCAAUGUCAGAAAUAGAUCUGAUGUAGAUACCGGCCUCUUAGGCUUGCGUCUGGAGUCCUAUUCCACCCCCAUUUACCGAGUAUUCAGUCAGGCAAGUCACCUCCAAUCAGGCAGGCCAGUUCCAGUUUUGUAGACCACCUCCAAUUGGAUGGCGUGGUUACCUUCUAUCAAAUGGGUCACCUCCAGUCAUGCAGGUCACUUCUUCCUUCCUGUUCUUGCACAAAAUAGGACUUUUCCCUGUCAGAGUGGCAAUCGAUGUCAUCCUGAUAGUUUCCUAUAAGAUAGAAGGCAAGUAGGUGCUACAAUCAGAAAUUCAUUUCAAAAACACAAUCAGCGGGCAGAGACCUACCUGACUGGAGUAGGCCAGUUAAAGAGGCAAAUCACUUCAAUUUUAGUUAACCACCUGGAAAAGAAAAUUUUGUGUGAUUUAUGUCAGGUCUGAAGGGGCAGUAGAAGACCUGAUAAAAAGGCUAGCAAACAACCAAACGCGACAUGUAACAGCUGAGUCUGCAGCUAAAAGUGACAAUGCUUGGAUGGUAGUAAACAUUUUUUCACCUCAGCUUUUAGAGGAUGAUGUCACAAACAAGGAGAAAUUGAAAUGAAGAAGGCUUCAAUAUACUGAUGAUCCCAGUAGAGAUGCUAGUGAUCACUGUCACGCUGGUGAUUGUGCACUCUGAAGGUGGUCCCUUCCCUGUGACAGGGACCUGGUGUUGAGUGAGUGCCAGAAUUCAACAGAUAACUACAGCUGUCAUCCUAAUAGGAGCAGACUAUGCAUAGAGUCUACAGGUGGAGGAUCCAGAAAGCCAAUAUCUUCACAGACUGCAUCUCUUCAUUGAGACAGUGAGCUCUCUUUGUGAAUUGGUUCUUGGAGAGAUCAGGCAAACUGCAUUGGUGGCCUGUCACUCUCAAGGUUUGUGCAGCCUGACCUUCUAUGCAUUGACAUCAUUCCAAUAAUUAGCUGGAAAUGUUUGUGGCAUAUCUCAAACUGCAGCUCAUCAUUCAAUAAAGGUAGUCACAGAGGAACAUCUUAACUACUGAUGAUAUUAAUGGAACGAGAAAGAAGCAGAGGUUUGAUGCAUGCUGCUGAAUUCCUGAAGACCAAACCAUGGAAUUCAGGAGCAUGCAUGUGUCCAUUAAAGCAGCAUCAGACUAGCCGAGAGCAUUUGUAAAUUGUAAAAUGUUUCCAUUUCAUCAGUGCCUAAGUUGUGCGUGACCAUUAACAAAGAAUCAGGCAGAUGUGUUCCUACUAUCCUUAGAGCUAUGGUGAUAGCCUGGGUGCUCUCGUUUGCCACAGAUAUUCUGUUCACUCAUUCCAUUAAAGGGGUGGAUUCAUGGAAACAAAGACAUACGUGCUGAAGAGAUGCAUACUGAGGCUGAAAUGCAGCACAAUGAGAUACUCGCAUCUACCAGGACAGACCCUUGGUUUGUUCAAAAAGAGGUAUCAAUGUGUCAUGUUCUCUGGUUUUUGCUUCAUGGCCUGUGUUGUAGACAGCAGUCCCUGGUAGAAUGUGAUCUAAUGAAGGAAGACACUUUCUCUGACAUUGAGUCUGAGGAGCAGCAGCAAGUCCUCAUUAAACCAUGAGGCUGUCCCAGUCUGAGCCCCACCAUGUGGCAUUUCAGCUACAAUAGGUAGUGAGGAUAGGAAAUAGAAAUAGCCUUUCAACCCCUGCGGAGAGGCAAGCAGAGUUAGAGAGUAGAAUACAGGUCUUUUCCUGAUCUUAUUACUGAGAUGGGGAAGAGGACAGGUGUGGUAUGAUAUUAUUUCCUCCCGAGAAGGGUCCUGAAUGAGAUACUACAGGCACAGUGAUCCCCAAAAUGAAAAAUACAUGAUGAUCCAACUGCUGCUCCAGUGCUAUAGUGGAUGCUGCUUCCUUCAAGCAGUGCUGUCAACAGAUGUGAAUUUCUUGUGAUAUUGACACCAACCCAAUGCUGACAUGCCUUUGCACGGGUGUCAGUGAUGAAAUUCUAGUUUGAAACCUAAUUCCACUCACACUGAUCAUGCCACCCCACAUAUCCAAUUGGGCACAGAGAUCUCCUUCCCAGGUCUAAUUGUCCAGACUGCUUGUUAAAUGACUGCUAAUUGGCUGGCCGACACUUAAUUUCCUGUGCUAAAUCUGCAAGGGUUUGGGAGCAAGGUCUGAUGGUCCGUCCCAAAUUUUUGAAGAAACAUAUUUGCCUCUUCAAGAGGGGCAAGGUCAGACAGUGCAAGUGGUUGAGUUGUUCUGGAUUGCUUGGAUGCCUCUGGUUAAAUUUGAAUUCAUCAGCACCUUUAUUUAGUCAAGAACUAUUUGCUUCGAUGUUAUAAAAUGUAAUUAACCCAUUUUUAAUUCAUUUGUAUAGAAUUAAGUUUUUACACAAUUUAAAAGAACAGUUUGAAUUGAGCAACUUUGUGCAAAAAGUGCUUGGGGUUCAAGCCCAUUUUAGACUUUACACCAUAUAGAAUUAACUUUUAAAGGGAAUGAAUUUUUUUUUCCAUUUGCAGCUACUAAUUUUUGUUAUUGAAACACUAUCCACAGUGCAGAUGAUGAACUUGUUUCAACUUGUCACGCAACAAAUGUGGUUUUCAUUUGCUCAAACUAACAACGGAGCAGAAACUGCACUGGCGCUGCAGUGACACUGUCAAGUUACUGAUUAACAGAACUUUCUGUUGAUGUGUUUUGCAUGAGAAUUUAGCCACUUUUUUAAAAUUUAUCAUUAGUCCUGUAUAUUUUCAAUUCUACAAAUAUUCACAGCACUGCACUCACUUUGCAAAAUUGCCACUUCCUGUCUAUUUCUGUUUGUUUUCAGCACUACUGCUUAUGCUCAGGUGCAAAUAACCACUAUUAGAUCUUAUCAAUGUACUGAUGCCUGGGAUGAUGUGAUUACUAAAAUAAAGCAACCCACAAAAAGUACAAACAGGAGCCGAUUCCUCCAGAAUAUCAAGGCAAAUCUGUAAUGCAGUGACGAUGUGUGCAUUGAAUUCUGUUUGGAAUACAACAUACGUAUAUGCCUUAAUAUUUGGGAGCAUUAGAUUCUGAAACAAUUUUAUCUAUAGUUUUGAGAAGAUUCCCCUUGAAAAUAUAUGCAAGAGCACAGAGCCCUGAUAAAAAGUACAGACCCGGAGCCCUAAUGGAUUGUUACUGCUGUCAUUAUGUAUCUGCUGAAUAUAUUGAGAAUCAUGGAACUAAUUGCUACCACACAUGAAAAUAAUUACAGUUUUAUAAAUACAAUAUUGUGGUAAUAUACAGAAUCUUAAAGUAAAGCACUGCUUUUAAAAAAAGUCUACGUUCAGUUUUAUAUAUAAAAUAUAAUUAUUUUGUAAUUGUCUACACUUUAGUGUAAUCAUUCAUAAUUAUUAUUUGUAAUUGCUUGAAGCUAAUUUAAAUGUGCCGUUCAAUGUUUUGGCUCAGGUAUCUCUGUGUAGUACAUUAAUAAUUAUUGUUUCCCAUUGGUUCACACUUGAUGUGUUUUGUAAUGUGCACUGAAUUGUUUGUUGUGUCAAACUGCAUUAAUAAUGCUAGACUUUAUUGUAAAAUUUGCAUUUUUCAGCCCUGAUGAUGUGUACAUUUUUAUGUUUGUGUAGGUUGUACAUUGAUGGCUGUUCAUGUAAUUGCUAUUUCUUACAAGGAAACAGAACAUGUGUUGUAUUCUAUACAGUUUUUUUGU